CACAACCGCCAUCAACUUAGUCCUGUCCACGACUCGCCGCGCAUAAUGACCUCUGCAAUGGACGAGGAUAUUCUGAGCGACGUUGUGCCCAGCAAUAUCGUUUCUCGCCAACCUAGUCAGGGCGCCGAAGGAGAAAGUGAAUACGACGAAGAAGAGAUGCCAGAUAAUGCAGAGGAUGAGUUGGAAGACGACGACGAAGUGGUCGACAAGCCCAGAAGAACAUCACGAAAGUCUUCAGAGGCUACACAUAAAAAGACUCAGAAGAGGAAAGCAGCUGAAGGAAAGCUUCAAGUAAAACGAGAAGAGAUGGACAAGGCUAAGGUCAAUGACGCUGUGAAGCGCUACUCCUAUCUCCUGGGACAAACCGAAUUAUUCAAGCAUUUCGUCGACAUCAAGCGCGCGAAAGAUCCCGAAUAUGCCGCCCUCAUGGACUCGCAGCCUAAACCGAAAGGCCGAGGGAGGAAAAAGGCAACGGACUCGAAUGCUCGCCAUCGAAAAUCUGAGAAGGAGGAAGACGAGGAGAUGCUGAAAGAUGGAGAAACAGCAGCAGAUGGAAACGACCAGCCCUUUGUGUUUGAAACGUCGCCAAAUUUCAUCAAUGGUACCAUGCGUCCAUACCAAAUUCAGGGUCUGAAUUGGAUGGUUUCCCUGCAUCACAAUGGCCUCAACGGUAUCCUCGCGGAUGAAAUGGGCUUGGGCAAGACCUUGCAAACAAUUUCGUUCCUUUCUUACCUGAAAUUUCAACGGGACAUCCAUGGCCCACAUCUGGUGGUCGUCCCCAAGUCGACCCUCCAGAACUGGGCGCGGGAGUUCGAAAAGUGGUCACCCGAGUUCAAGGUCGUUGUCCUCACAGGCUCAAAAGAAGAACGGGCGGAGACCAUCUCCAAUCGGCUCAUGACUGAAGACUUUGAUGUCUGCAUCACAUCAUACGAGAUAUGUUUGAUCGAGAAGUCUUCGCUCAAGAAGUUCUCAUUUGAGUAUAUCGUUAUUGACGAGGCUCACCGUAUCAAGAACGUCGAUUCGAUUUUAUCGCAGAUCGUUCGCUCCUUUCUGUCGCGGGGUCGUCUGCUGAUCACUGGGACACCGCUGCAAAACAGCUUGAAGGAGCUAUUUGCACUGUUGAACUUUAUCUGCCCGGAGAUUUUCGUGGACUAUGCCGACUUGGACAGUUUCCUUCACAAAGACGAUGAAGGGACUGAAGCCGAGGAGGAGAAGAGCAAGAAAGUCGUUGAAGCAUUGCACAAGAUCCUGCGGCCAUUUUUGCUCCGACGAGUGAAGGCUGAUGUCGAGAAGACACUCUUACCGAAGAAGGAGAUCAACAUCUAUGUUGGAUUGACCGAAAUGCAGCGGAAAUGGUACCGGUCGGUGCUUGAAAAAGACAUAGAUGCUGUCAACGGUUUGACUGGCAAGAAGGAAGGCAAGACCAGGCUCAUGAAUAUGGUCAUGCAGCUGCGUAAAGUGACUUGCCAUCCGUACCUUUUCGACGGUGCAGAACCUGGACCACCUUACACAACCGAUGAGCAUUUGGUGGAUAAUAGUGGCAAGAUGAUCAUCCUGGACAAACUGCUCAAAAACAUGAAGGCCAAGGGUUCACGUGUCCUUAUUUUCAGCCAGAUGAGUCGCGUGUUGGACAUCCUUGAAGACUAUUGCUUGUUCCGGGAAUACAAGUAUUGUCGAAUCGAUGGUGGCACUGCUCACGAGGACCGAAUUGUCGCUAUUGACGAGUACAACAAACCUGACAGCGACAAGUUUAUAUUCUUGCUCACGACGCGAGCGGGCGGUUUGGGUAUCAACUUGACGACUGCAGACAUCGUGGUGCUGUACGACAGCGAUUGGAAUCCCCAGGCUGAUUUACAAGCUAUGGACCGGGCACAUAGAAUUGGGCAGACAAAACAGGUUUAUGUCUUUCGAUUCAUCACGGAAGGCAGUGUCGAGGAGCGAAUGCUGGAACGGGCUGCUCAGAAGUUGCGAUUGGAUCAGCUCGUCAUCCAGCAAGGUCGAACCCAGCAGUCCAAGGCUGCCAACAAGGAUGAGCUCUUGGACAUGAUCACUCAUGGAGCGGACAAGAUCAUCAAUUCUUCGGACGAGCUCCUCAUCAAUGAUGACAUCGAUGCCAUCAUUCAGCGUGGAGAAGAGCGCACCAUGGAACUGAGCAGCAAGUACGACGGGCUCAAUCUUGAGGACUUGAGCAACUUCAAGUCAGAUGCUUCGGUCCAGCAGUGGGAGGGUGAAGACUUCAGGACUGGGCGCAAAGCACUCAACUUCAAUAUGCUUUCAAUGCCUAAACGCGAGAGGAAGUCCAACUACUCAGUGGACAGCUAUUUCAAGGAUGCCAUGCGAACUGGACCUGUCAAGACAGAGAAAGGACCUAAACAACCUCGCGCGCCGAAGCAAAUCACAGUUCAAGACUUCCAGUUCUUCCCGCCCGAGUUAUCUGCUCUGCAAGAACGUGAGCUUGCUCUUCACAGGCGACUAAAUGGCAUCGCCGCCACGGUCCGAGAAGCACAAGGUCCAGAAGAUACUCCUGAGAAACUUGAAGAAGAACGAGUUGCGGCCCAGGAGUUGAUAGACAAUGCGGAACCGUUGACAGAAGAAGAAGUUGCUCUCAAGGAGCAAUAUGUUGAGCAGGGAUUCCCUGAUUGGAGUCGACGCGACUUUCAACAGUUUGUCAAGGCCCUCGAGAAUCAUGGAUGGAACGAGCGAAUGGAAGUCUAUGCAGCUGAAAUUCAAGACAAGCCAGCCGAAGAUGUCGAGAAGUACUAUCGAGUGUUCGAAAAGAGAUGGACGAGCCUCCAAGAGCAUUCGCGAAUUGACGCUCGUAUUACCGAAGGCGCCACCAAACGCAACAAGCGUGAUAACCUGGAGUAUUUGUUGGGAGAAAAGAUUUCAUCUGUGCGAUAUCCGAUGCAAGAAUUGGAGCUUAACUAUCCGACUACCAAAGGCAAGGUCUACAGCGAAGAGGAAGAUCGGUAUCUUCUUUGCCGAUUGUACCACUACGGAAUGCAGACCGAUGAAGUCUACGAACGCAUCAAGAAAGAUAUCACCGAGUUUCCUGUCUUCCGCUUUGACUGGUUCUUCAAGAGUCGGUCUGCUCAGGAACUGCAAAGGAGAUGCAACACGUUAUUGGGCAUGAUCGAGAAGGAGGCCGAGAUCAGACAAGCAGAGGAAGCCAAGUCUAAAGGCUCCAAGGGGAAGAAACGGACAAUUGAAGAGGUCAAGAAGGAGUCACGCCCAUCUACACCUUCAGCGUCAACAUCUGCAGCAGCUUCCUCAUCCAAGCGGCCAGCCAAGAAGAAAAAGACAUAGCACGCGUCUGUACAGGGUGUUUCUGCUGUUUCUAUAUGAAUUUUGUAUUGCGAGUGGACGAGCGCGACGGGCAUAUUACUAAAGACACGCUCUCUAUUCCUCGUGAGCAGAAAGUGCAAGGUGACCCUCUUUGCUGUUCCUCCAGUGGUAGUCCUUAACCGCGGCCUGCCAGGUGUAAUAGUCUGCAAAGUCACUGAGCAAGUUCGGCGAGUAAAAACAUCGGAUGCUUCACGUACAAAUGGCAGAGGGAAUCGCAAUGGGAAGAGCGUAGAUCGACAGACGGCGCACACCAUUGAACAGGUAACUUCGCAGCAUGUGAGGCGCAGCCUUCGAUUGGUACGGAGACAGGGCUAUUCCGGAAAUGAGCAGGAAGACCCGGUUCAGAGAAGUGACACGCACUGUAGGUGUAGAUGCCCUUCUGCUUAGCGGCGGUUUGGUCACCCCACCAAAGAUUCUGCGUUGACAAUCAGUUUCCUACAACCUUCCUUCGGACGCGCCGCACGUACAUAGACCUUUGCUGUGAACAAAACCGUUAAUUUCUCUCUGGAGGAUACCCAAGUUGCGACAUACGUCCGGGCAUAUCACUGAAAGCAGCUCUCGUCGGUCUCAUCGUGGUGUUCGGAAUGAAUUGGAAGAGGGAACACAGCCACUGCGAUCAAGUGGGUCAUUGAUUAACAGGACAUCAAGUUCCAAAUAGAUGACGGCAUCUCGGCUUGCAUCCAUCGUUAGAAUAAUUACUAAUGCAAAUCCUCCGAAUCCCUCUCUUUCUUUCUUCCUACGACACACUUGCCCGUCUCCGACUAGUCGAGUGGGAAUGGCACAGUGCUAUGAUGGGGAAGGAUUCGCACAUCCUGUGUCGGGUCUAAGAGACUUUGAUUUGACGUUCUGCUUCCAAGAGGGUAUCUUGCAGUCGUCGUUGCUCAGCCUGUUGCUUGCGUGUAGCAUUAUCAGCUCGCUCAAAUUAUGUCUACAAGUUGGAAAUUUCAGGUCCAUCAAAAGCCGGGGCAUCCUGGCUGGCAAAAUUACCCUGCUGACAGCCGCCAUCGGAUGCAGCGUUGCAGCAUACGUGAUCUCACGAAACAAACCUACUGGAGUUCUUGAAGUCUUUAUCCUCGAACCCGUCGCUUUCCUCAGCGCCGUCGCGUUAACAUAUUUCAACCACACGCGCAAUCGCAAAAGCUCGACCGUUCUUCUUAUCUUUUGGCCUGUUUACCUCUUCGUGCUCGCCGUCUGGGCGCGAUCAGUCAUCAACACCGACUUUGCCCGUUAUCGGACACUGCUCUUACUAAAAGGCUCUGUCGCUGUCGCCGUCCUGGGAGCAUUCACUUUGGAGUGCAUCGGACCCGAGACGGGUUUACCGGAGGAUGAGAACACGCGAUACGAGCAUCCCAUCUUGACUGCGAAUGUAUAUAGUGUCUGGACAUUCUCGUGGAUGACCAGCCUGAUGGCCAAAGGUGCGACUCGUCCAAUCACCGAAGAAGAUCUGCCGUCUUUGGUUCCCUCGGACGAGUCUGAGCACUUGGGGAACCUCCUCGAGGGUUACCUCCACAAGUAUGGUGUCUGGAGCUCCCUGUUCCGUGCUUACGGCGGCCCGUACGUGGCCGCUGUCGUGCUAAAAGUCAUCCAAGACGCACUAGCUUUCCUGCAGCCCCAGCUUCUUCGCUUGCUGCUCGCAUUCAUUUCUCGAUAUCAAGACGCGGGUCCACAACCGAGCGCCGCGGAAGGCUUUUCGAUUUGCGUGUUGAUGUUCAUCGCUUCAGUGGUUCAGACGAUCUUGUUGAACCAGUACUUUGAACGUGCCUAUGAGACGGGGAUGCGCAUUCGUGCUGGUCUCGUGACCGCCAUUUUCUCCAAAGCUCUCGUCCUAUCCAACGAUGAGCGGGGCCGCACUACUGGAGACAUCGUCAAUCUCAUGUCUGUUGAUGCUAUCCGCAUGCAGGAUCUCUGCACAUACGGAAUCAUCGCGCUCUCAGGGCCACUGCAGAUCACUCUCGCGUUCAUUUCUCUAUACAACAUUCUUGGCUGGGCCUGUUUUGUCGGCGUUGGCGUGAUGAUUGCUUCGAUCCCGCUCAGCACGUUGAUUGCCCGGAUCCAAAAACGGAUGCAGGAGCAACAAAUGAAGAAUCGGGAUGAACGGACGCGUCUGAUGAGCGAGACUCUGGCCAACAUCAAGUCAAUCAAGCUAUACGCUUGGGAAUCGGCCUUCAUGCGUAAGAUCUUGUCUGUGAGGAAUGAUAAAGAGCUCCGGAUGCUUCGUAAGAUCGGGGUCGUGCAAGCUGCCAGCAUGACCAUGUGGAGUGGAAUUCCUCUUCUUGUCGCAUUCUCGUCGUUCGCCACAGUCGCUGCGACAUCGUCCCGGCCUCUGACAGCGGAUAUUAUCUUCCCGUCCAUCUCGCUCUUCAUGUUGCUGCAAUUCCCGCUCGCCAUGUUCAGUCAGGUGAUCAGCAACAUUGUGGAGGCCUUGGUGUCGGUCAAGCGUCUCAAGUCUUUCUUCCGCGCUUCAGAACUGCAGCCGGAUGCCAGAGAAGUCACAAUUAAGCCUGAUUUGCAGCCAGGAGACGAGGUUGUGAACAUCGUCGAUGGUGAGUUCCGUUGGGAUUCAACUGCGGUUGUGCCCACAUUGGAGAACAUCAACCUCGUCGCGCGGGCUGGUCAACUGACUGGUGUCAUGGGACGGGUGGGCGCUGGAAAGACCAGCUUGCUCUCUGCGAUAAUUGGAGACAUGUCUCGCAGCGAAGGCAAAGUGAAGGUUUUCGGCACGGUUUCGUAUGCUCCGCAAAACCCUUGGAUCCUGAGUGCGACGAUCAGAGAGAAUAUCACCUUCAACCAUGUGUACGAGGAGGAGUUCUACCAGACUGUCAUCGAGGCCUGUGCGCUCGGCCCUGAUCUUGCUCUUCUUGCCCAGGGAGAUCUUACCGAAGUCGGCGAGAAGGGUAUCACUCUCAGCGGAGGUCAACGCGCUCGUGUUAGUCUGGCUAGGGCCGUCUAUGCGCGAGCAGAUCUGGUCUUGCUUGACGAUUGUCUUGCUGCGGUCGACAGUCACGUCGCGCGUCAUGUGUUCGACAACGUCAUCGGACCGAACGGCCUCUUGUCGUCUCAAGCGCGUAUUCUGGUCACGAACAGUAUUGCUUUCGUGCACCAGUUUGACCAAAUCGUUUAUCUGCGCCGCGGAAUCAUCAUGGAGUGUGGGCCUGUGGCAACAUUAUUGGAGAACGAAGAGGGAGAACUGUGCAAACUUGUUCGAGGCCAUGGAACUGGUCUGCACGCGUCCGGAUCGUCUACCCCCUACGCUGUGACCAGUGGGUCAGUCACACCAGUCGAAGACGCGAGCGUCGUCAGCAGCGAUCAAACAUCCGAUUACACGCUGGCCAUCUCGGAAAAGCUGAAGAACCGCGGUCCAUUCUCCAAGGCAAUCAACGCUCCUGCUAAGUCUGUCCGGGCGGCCAACUCGGCGGGGCUGAGCACAGAACACCGGGAGCAGGGCCGAGUGAAGGGCCGGGUGUACUGGCAAUACAUCGAGGCUGCCUCGAAGAUGGGUUUCUCGAUCUACGUCGUGGCCACCAUCGCUCAGCAGGUGCUCACUCUUCUUGGCAAUCUCGCUUUGCGCAGCUGGGGCGAACACAACCGCGAGGUGGGAAGCAACGAGGGCAUGCUCAAGUACCUGUUGGUGUAUGGCUCGUUCACGUUCAGUGCGACCAUUCUCGGCGCCCUGGCCAGCUUGUCCAUUUUCAUUCUGUGUUCCCUGCGGAGCUCCAAGUAUCUUCAUGAUCUCAUGCUGAAAGCACUGAUGGAUUCACCCCUUUCUUACUUCGAGCUCACUCCCACCGGCCGAAUCCUCAAUCUAUUCUCGCGCGAUGUCUAUGUUGUCGACUCUCUCCUGGCGCGUCUGAUCCAAAAUUUGUUCCGCACGGCCACUGUGUGUGUGGCGAUUCUAGCAGUCAUCGGAUUCAGCUUCCCGCCAUUUUUGUUGUCGGUCCUUCCCAUCGGAUGGUUCUAUCUCCGGACCAUGAAAUACUACCUUGCGACAUCCCGAGAGCUGAAGCGGCUUGACUCUGUGUCCAAAAGCCCCAUCUUUGCCUGGUUUUCCGAGUCGCUGUCUGGAGUUUCUACCAUCCGGUCCUUCAAUCAGCAAUAUGUUUUCAUCAAGGCGAACCAGCGACACAUUGACCGCAACCAAAUCUGCUACCUGCCCAGCAUCGCCGUCAACCGCUGGCUGUCGAUCCGGCUAGAAAUUGUCGGAGCGCUGAUCAUCCUGAUGGUGUCUACGCUGGCUGUCACGGCGCUGAUCACGAGUGGUGUGGAUGCGGGCUUGGUGGGUCUGGUGCUGUCGUAUGCCAUGAAUGCCACAAGCAGCUUGAAUUGGGUCGUGCGGUCUGCGAGUGAUGUCGAGCAGAACAUCGUCAGUGUCGAGCGCAUUCUGCACCAGUCGGACGCCACUCCCGAAAAACCCCAAUUCAUCGAAGAGGCUAAACCCCAGGCUCCGUGGCCAUCCAAGGGCAGGAUCGAGUUCAAAAACUACUCGAUGCGGUACCGCCCAGAAUUGGAUCUCGUGCUCAAAGACAUCGUACUUGAUAUCAAACCUGCUGAGAAGAUCGGUGUCUGCGGUCGGACCGGAGCAGGCAAAUCCUCCCUGUUGCUGGCACUGUUCCGCAUCAUCGAGCCAGCAGAGGGCACUAUCCUCAUCGACGGGGUCGACAUCCGAAACAUCGGUUUGCAUGAUCUGCGGUCGUCGAUUUCGAUUGUGCCGCAAACGCCCGAUUUGUUCGAGGGCACGAUGCGAGAGAACAUCGACCCCGUCGGACAGUUUGAGGAUGUCGAUAUCUGGGUGGCGUUGGAGCAAGCGCAUCUGAGAGAAUACGUCGAGAGCCUUCCGGAGGGAUUGGACGCUCCGGUGCGUGAGGGUGGACAAAGCUUGUCCUCAGGACAGAGGCAGCUCCUUUGCUUCGCCCGUGCACUGCUGCGGAAGUCCAAGAUCUUGGUGUUGGAUGAAGCCACCUCGGCUGUCGAUCUCGACACUGACCAGCAGAUCCAGUCCAUUCUCAAGUCUCCAGCAUUCGAAGAUGUGACCAUCUUGACCAUCGCUCACCGAUUGAACACCAUCAUCAGUGGCUCGAAGAUCCUCGUGAUGGAUCAAGGCAGAGUGGCCGAGUACGACGAGCCCCAGGCUCUGCUGGCCGACCAGUCCUCGAUCUUCUUCUCCCUCGCAAACGAAGCCGGUCUAGUUUAAUCAAGUAGAUACUUCCACUAAUAUGAGUAGUCAGACGCCAGGGCAUGCAAUACGAUAGAUUGUCCAAGAUAAUUUGAUAUGCUUUAGAUGAUAGUGAUGCUGGGAGGCCUAUGCGUAGACUAGACGAGUCCUGCUCGGGUUUCUAUUGACAUGACUCAUUGGAACCCGCUCAUAUCCGACCGGAAGGACCGGGCCGGCUGGGGCAUGCUCAUGCCGAAUGAGCCAGCGUUCCCAAGAUCGGGAGAGGCGCGCGCAGUAGGCGGGCCACCCUGCGGGAACACGAUGGGCUGAGGGGGCAGCGAAUACCGGAGAUCGAGAUCUUCCAGAAUAGUUUUGAGAUGGCGCAUGAACUCGUUUC
Messenger RNA from Mycena citricolor, 8891 nucleotides. The record is from the annotation of a GenBank genome assembly. Lineage: Eukaryota; Fungi; Basidiomycota; Agaricomycetes; Agaricales; Mycenaceae.